This is a messenger RNA of Neohortaea acidophila, 891 nucleotides long. RefSeq lists its product as uncharacterized. NCBI's taxonomy places the organism in Eukaryota, Fungi, Ascomycota, Dothideomycetes, Mycosphaerellales, Teratosphaeriaceae. The record is from RefSeq and is a predicted model, not a curated record. The transcript is spliced from 2 exons. The coding region runs from base 107 to 835 and encodes 242 amino acids.
AGCGACCGCGCCUGGAUCUUCACUCCCUCCUCACUCCACCUUGCUCCCCUCCGCCAUCUCGCGGUUUCUUGCCCGCCCCAAACACACAAGACCUGUCACCCAAGCAAUGGCCAUGCUUCCCUCGACCCGUUACGUCGACAAGCCUCUGCCCUGGCUCAAACGCUUCUCCUUCGAGGCCUCCUCCUGUCUCCCCGUCGAGCUGGACUCAACCCCCGCCCCAUCAUCACCAUCCUCAUCGACCUCGUCAGCAUCCCUCAGCAAGGGCCUCCGAUCCGCCAGCAACAGCAUCUCCUCCAUCGACUCCACCUCCUCCUCCCUCACUGCCAAGUCCUCCACCCCAUCAACCCUCAGCCUUCGCUCCAACCAUACCGCCUCAAGCUUAGACUCCGAACCCGACACCACCGACAAGGCCUCCAUCAUCACCUCCACCCGCUCCAUCCGCCACCACUUCACCCGCCGCUCGCACCUCUCCCUCCGCCGCCUCUUCCGCCGCCAGCCAACCCUCGAAGUCCAAGAAACAAUAGACUGGGCGGCAUACAAAGCCUCCUCGUCCGUCUCCGCCUCCGCCUCCUCUUCGUCAUCCUCCUUCACCCUUCCCGUCUCCAAAUUCCCCACCUUCCUUCCCUCACCUCCCCGAGGCGGAAGGUCCACCGGCUCUUCACCUCUCAAGAGCUCCGGUGCGGGCCAUCUGUACUGCACCCCUUGCUACUACUUCGCCGCAAGGAACUGCAACGGUCACGUCAUGGGUGGUGGCCAUGGAGAUGCAUGUGAGAACUGCUGCCGGCUUCUUUGGUGCAGUGUGAGCAUGCGUGCAUGCCAGAGAUGUACGACUUGACAUGAUAUGUAAUGAAAUGACGGGAUAUCGAAACUCGACACGAAUGUUAUGACGAA